CCUAAUUUUGGUCCGACUAUCGUGAAGGAGACAAAUUUUGGACAAAAUCAUUUACUUAACGCUGCUAUUAGCACACAGCGUGCUAUGAAAGCCGUGUGUGUGCCCUAGGCAUACAGAAAAUAUCUAGGGUACUGCAUAUUCGUCUUACUGGGCUUCAGGCUGGAAAUGCCCCAUGUGGUGGAACAAGAGCAUUUGCCUCUGUUCGAUGUAAUCCAGGAGAACGGGGACAAACGAAGAGGCCACGUCCUGUCAGUAAAUGAUGAAAAAGUAUACGUUCACUAUGUAGGCGCCGAUAAACGACUCGACGAAUGGCUACCGGGAGAUCGAGUUACGCGUGUUUCUGACCCGUCUACAGAGAAUCAGACCAAGAAGAGAAAGCGCAGCAACGACGACGAUGACGGAUCCAGCCGCUCAGAUGAACAAACGUCUAACUCUCCUGUCAAGCUGACCGUGACUGAAGAGGAGCUGGACAGCCAGAUUCGUGAGAGGAUGACAGAGCAGAGGAACUUCGAAAAGGUCGUAUUUGGGGACUAUGUUAUAAGGACAUGGUAUUUCUCUCCCUAUGCGACGAACGAGAAACCUGAUCCGCCGGGCGACCAGGAGUCUCAACAGGACCCUCCGAUAGACCAUGCGAGAACUCAUAUUGUACGGCGGUCGACGCUGCCAACUCAGGGAAGAGCGGUGGAUUUUGCUCGUGGCACGGCGAGGGCUACUGGGCUUGAAAAGUCUGUGUUGUAUGUUUGUGAUAUGUGCUUCAAGUACACGACGGAUGGUAUGACUUGGGAGCUUCAUAAGAAGCAUUGUACGAUGUCGUUUCCACCGGGUCGAAAAGUCUAUCAGCGUGGAGCGCAUACUAUCUGGGAGGUUGACGGUGCUGUUGCGAAGUUGUACUGUCAAAAUCUGUCAUUAUUCGGAAAACUCUUCAUCGACACCAAGACCAUAUUCUUUGAUAACGAAAGUUUCAUGUUCUACAUCCUUACCGAGGGGACAUCAGGCGCUGACCAUGUUAUUGGGUACUUUUCCAAGGAAAAAAUCUCAUUCGACGACUAUAACCUGGCGUGUAUCAUCACUUUCCCACCCUGGCAACGCAAAGGCUUCGGCAUGCUGAUGAUUGAAUUUAGUUACGAAUUGUCUCGUCGUGAUGGCAAGAUCGGUUCGCCUGAACGACCUCUGUCCGACUUGGGCCUGAGAAGUUAUCUAGCGUACUGGGUUGCUACCCUCGUUAGAUUUUUCAGACGUCUGUUGACUGUGAUGCCCAUCGGCUCCACGCAAAUUAUCACUAAAGGUCAUCCCCCAGAUCUGCGAUCUCCAUCUACAGAGGCGUCUGAAGAUGGAAUUGGGGUCAAGCGGAAAAAGAAGCAUAUAGGCUGGGAUGGAGAGCUUCAUGCGAACGGGAUGCUCAAUUCAGUCGAUGAUGAGCUAUUCUCAUCCCUUCGGACGUUCGUGACGAAACUGCUCCCCAGUGGAGGAGCAACCACGGACAUUACCUUGGAGUGUACUCUGCAGGAUAUUGCUCAGGCGACUAAUCUGCGAGUGGACGAUACGGCUUUUGCUAUGAAUGAGGUGGGGUUGCUGGUUAGGCGACUUCGGCUUGAGGAGGGGGAGAAGGAAGGUCCGAAGGAUAUGAUUGUACUUACGAGGGAGAUGGUUGAGAAGGUUGCGGAGGAGAGGAAUGUCAAGCAGCCUUGUUUGGAUCCUCAGUAUCUCUGCCGGUGAGCUUGGUGUAUGUUUUUCGUAUGUUGUAAUAGUUGGAGACUGUAUUUUUUUCAUACAAAGAAAGUAUAUUAGACCUUGUAGAAGAUGAAUGUUAUUAAUUUCUGCCUGAGUCUGUGGUGCC
Messenger RNA from Desarmillaria tabescens, 1837 nucleotides. Its product is annotated as acyl-CoA N-acyltransferase. Gene Ontology annotation, molecular function: histone H4K16 acetyltransferase activity; transcription coregulator activity. The record is from RefSeq and is a predicted model, not a curated record. Gene Ontology annotation, biological process: positive regulation of transcription by RNA polymerase II; negative regulation of DNA-templated transcription. Lineage: Eukaryota; Fungi; Basidiomycota; Agaricomycetes; Agaricales; Physalacriaceae. Gene Ontology annotation, cellular component: MSL complex; chromatin. Bases 166 to 1716 code for a protein of 516 amino acids. The transcript has 10 exons.